UUCACCAUUUCCACGGCUUUGAAUCAACCAUUCAAACACAAAACAUCUAAUUUCGAAAAACCUCUCUCUCUCUCUCUCUCUCUCUCUAUCUAUCUAUCUAUCUAUCUACAAGCCCUAAGUUCAGGUAUUUUCUUCUCGCACAAUUUUAAAAACCCAUAUCUCGAUUUCUAAUAACUCGUCGAAUCUGAAAACAGAGAUCAUUCUUUCGCAUGAUACAUAAGUUCUUAUCAUAUAGAGAUAUAUAUAUAUAUAUAUACACACACAUUCAUAUCUGUUGACUUGCAUGGCAAGUGAUCAUGCGAUGAAAUUUCCUCACAUAAUCACCUCUUUAACUCUCUUGCUCUUCCUCUCUUUCCUCCUCCAAUCCCAUCAAAACUCCAUUGAACCUUAUCAACAAAGCACCAAUCUUCACCGUGUGACGAUGACGUCACCCCCUAGGGUUCACCAAAGUAGUACGUCUCAUCGACAGACAAGAAUCGCCGGUCAUCCUACGGCGGUGCCUUCUCCGACGGGGAGGAGUAGACUGCCGUUUAGGGCUCGCCGGCCAUGGCAGAAGGAGAAGAUGUACGGUGCUAAUGAGCAUGAAGUCCCAAGUGGUCCUAAUCCAAUCUCCAAUAGGUAGAGAGUUAUAUAUAUAUAUCUAUAUUUCUAUAAGUCUAUAUCUAUAUAUCUAUACACUAAGUUUAUAUGCAUGUAGAAGCUUAUUGUAUAAAAUAUUUCUUCAGUGAUUUUCUGAGAAAAAAAAAAGAAUAUUGUUCGCUAUAUAUGUCUGUUUACGAUUACAUUCACACGUGAAAA
Messenger RNA from Tarenaya hassleriana, 798 nucleotides. RefSeq names its product CLAVATA3/ESR (CLE)-related protein 42. Lineage: Eukaryota; Viridiplantae; Streptophyta; Magnoliopsida; Brassicales; Cleomaceae. The record is from RefSeq and is a predicted model, not a curated record. Gene Ontology annotation, biological process: xylem development. Gene Ontology annotation, molecular function: receptor serine/threonine kinase binding. Bases 284 to 622 code for a protein of 112 amino acids. The transcript has a single exon. Gene Ontology annotation, cellular component: apoplast.